Geosmithia morbida is the source of this 1587-nucleotide messenger RNA. Its product is annotated as T-complex protein 1 subunit beta. The transcript has 3 exons. Gene Ontology annotation, biological process: protein folding. The annotation marks the transcript as partial. The record is from RefSeq and is a predicted model, not a curated record. Gene Ontology annotation, molecular function: ATP-dependent protein folding chaperone; ATP hydrolysis activity; ATP binding. Lineage: Eukaryota; Fungi; Ascomycota; Sordariomycetes; Hypocreales; Bionectriaceae. Gene Ontology annotation, cellular component: chaperonin-containing T-complex; cytosol.
UCGUUCCAACCUACCCAGAUCUUCGAGGAGGGUACCACCGAAGAAAAGGGCGAGAAUGCGCGUCUGGCCGCCUUUGUCGGCGCCAUCGCCGUUGGAGACCUGGUGAAGAGCACGUUGGGUCCCAAGGGAAUGGACAAGAUCCUGCAGUCGGCGUCUACCUCCGAGAUGAUGGUGACCAACGACGGUGCUACGAUCCUCAAGUCUAUCGCUCUCGACAACGCCGCUGCCAAGGUACUCGUCAACAUUUCCAAGGUCCAGGACGAUGAAGUCGGUGACGGAACCACAUCGGUGGCUGUGCUGGCCGCCGAGCUGCUGCGAGAGGCCGAGAAGCUCGUGGAGAAGAAGGUGCACCCGCAGACCAUCAUAGAGGGAUACAGGAUUGCCAGCAAGGCCGCAUUGGAGGCUCUAGAGGAUGUGGCCGUGGACCACAGCAAGGACCCCGACGCCUUCCGCAAUGACCUCCUCUCCAUUGCCCGCACCACCCUCAGCUCCAAGGUCCUGUCUCAGGACCGCGAACACUUUGCACAGCUUGCUUGCGACGCCGUCCUUCGUCUGAAGUCGUCGUCUGACCUGAGCCACAUCCAGAUCAUCAAGAAGGCCGGUGGCAAGCUCAGCGACUCGUACCUCGACGAGGGCUUCAUCCUCGACAAGAAGAUUGGCGUCAACCAACCCAAGAGGCUUGAAAAGGCCAAGAUCCUUGUCGCCAACACGUCCAUGGACACGGACAAGGUCAAGAUCUUCGGCGCCCGCGUCAAGGUUGGAUCCACCAACAAGCUGGCCGAGCUUGAGAAGGCCGAGAAGGAGAAGAUGAAGGCCAAGGUGGAGAAGAUUAAAGCUCACGGCAUCAACUGCUUCAUCAACCGCCAGCUCAUCUACAACUGGCCCGAGCAGCUCUUCACCGACGCCGGCAUCAUGUCCAUCGAGCACGCCGACUUUGACGGCAUCGAGCGCCUGGCUCUCGUCACCGGCGGCGAGAUCACGUCGACUUUCGACCACCCGGAGCAGGUCAAGCUGGGACAGUGCGAGACAAUUGAGGAGGUGAUUAUCGGCGAGGACACCCUCAUCAAAUUUUCCGGCGUCGCCGCCGGCGAGGCCUGCACCAUCGUCCUCCGCGGCGCCACAGACCAGCUCCUGGACGAGGCCGAGCGCAGCUUGCACGACGCCCUGGCCGUCCUCUCCCAGACGGUCCGCGAGCCCAGGACGACGCUGGGCGGCGGCUGCUCCGAGAUGGUCAUGGCCAAGGCCGUCGAGGGUGCCGCCACCAGGGUUGAGGGCAAGCGCCAGCUAGCCGUGUCCAGCUUCGCCACCGCCCUCCGCCAGCUCCCCACCAUCCUGGCCGACAAUGCCGGUCUCGAUUCUGGCGACCUCGUCGCCCGUCUAAGGAAGGCCAUCUACGACGGUCUCACCACCUACGGCCUCGACCUGAUGACGCCCGGCGGUGGCAUCACCGACAUGCGCGACGUGGGUGUCAUCGAAAGCUACAAGCUCAAGAGAGCUGUUGUCUCCUCGGCAAGUGAGGCAGCUGAGCUCCUUCUCAGAGUCGACGACAUUAUUCGCGCGGCACCGCGCCAGCGAGAGCGCAUGUAA